Messenger RNA from Lindgomyces ingoldianus, 3000 nucleotides. RefSeq lists its product as uncharacterized. The transcript has 8 exons. Gene Ontology annotation, biological process: amine metabolic process. Gene Ontology annotation, molecular function: quinone binding; copper ion binding; primary methylamine oxidase activity. Lineage: Eukaryota; Fungi; Ascomycota; Dothideomycetes; Pleosporales; Lindgomycetaceae. The coding region runs from base 1 to 3000 and encodes 999 amino acids. The record is from RefSeq and is a predicted model, not a curated record.
AUGGCUCUCGACCGUCUUAAGCAAGCAUCUUCUCAUAUUAUGGGGCAAAAUGAACCGCCAUACCCGUUCGACCCACUUUCUGAGGUCGAAAUCGAGCAAGCAGUUGCCAUCAUUCGAAAGGAACACAGUGGUCUCUUCUUUAACGCCGUCACACUCUGGGAGCCGCGCAAAGUAGAAAUGAUGGCUUGGCUAAAGGAUCCAAAGACAGCUCCUAAGCCACACCGUGUAGCAGAUGUGGUAGCAAUUGGCAGAGGAAGCAAAGUCUAUGACGGUGUUGUGGAUCUAACAGAGAAGGAAAUUGUGAGCUGGCAGAGGACAGAGGGUGUCCAACCCUUGAUUGUGGAGACCAUUGUUCGCAGAGAUCCUAAAGUCAUUGAACAGUGUGGUAUCAUUGGCAUUCCUCCGGAAGAUAUGCAUAAAGUCUACUGUGAUCCUUGGACCAUCGGAUACGACGAACGCUUUGGCAACAAUAUCAGGCUCCAGCAGGCACUGAUGUAUUAUCGCCCACAGGUGGAUGACAGUCAAUACAGUUACCCCCUCGAUUUCUGCCCCAUCUACAAUGCUGAUACUCAAGAAAUCAUUCAUAUCGAUAUUCCUUCCGUCCGACGACCUAUCAACAGGGCUCCACCGAAUAACUAUCAUGCUGCGGCAAUUGAAAAGGAUGGUGGCUAUCGGACUGACCUGAAGCCCAUAAGUAUCACCCAGCCAGAAGGUGUAUCAUUCUCAAUGGAUGGACGCAUCAUCAGCUGGCAGAAUUGGAAGCUUCAUAUUGGGUUCAACUACCGUGAGGGCAUGGUCUUGUCGAAUAUUACAUUCAAUGACAAGGGCAACGAGAGACCAAUCUUUUGGAGACUAUCCCUUGCAGAGAUGGUCGUGCCAUACGGGAAUCCAGAACACCCUCAUCAGCGAAAGCACGCAUUCGACUUGGGCGAGUACGGGGGCGGCUAUAUGACUAACUCACUGAGCCUGGGUUGUGACUGUAAAGGCGCUAUUCACUACUUAGACGCUGCCUUUGUAAACCGAGCUGGUGAGGCUACGACCAUCAAGAAUGCUAUCUGUAUCCACGAAGAAGAUAACGGCAUCCUCUUCAAACAUACCGACUUCCGAGACGAGAGCGUUACCGUGACUCGUGCCCGGAAGCUCAUCAUCUCGCACAUCUUCACUGCAGCAAACUAUGAAUAUUGCGUCUACUGGAUUUUCCACCAGGACGGUACUGUCCAGCUUGAGAUUAAGCUCACCGGUAUCCUAAACACGUACGCUAUGAACCCGGGCGAGGACACUCACGGAUGGGGCACGGAGGUCUACCCAGGUGUCAACGCCCACAAUCACCAGCAUCUGUUCUGCCUGCGCGUAGACCCCAACAUCGACGGACAGGAAAAUACCGUGUUCCAAGUCGAUGCCGAGCGAGGCCCUGGAGAAGUCGGGAGCGCAGAGAACAAGUAUGGGAACGCUUUUUACGCCAAGAAGACGAGGUUCGAGACUGCUGAGCAGGCAAUGAGCGACUAUAAUGGCGCGACUAGCAGGACGUGGGACAUGUGCAACGAAAACAAAUUGAAUCCUUACAGCCACAAACCAGUUUCUUACAAGUUGGUGAGCAGGGAGGUACCUCCCCUACUGCCAAAGGAGGGAGGCCUGGUGUGGAAGCGAGCAGGAUUCGCUCGACAUGCAGUGCACGUAACGAAGUAUGAUGACUCCCAAGUCCAUCCUGCCGGUCGUCACGUCCCCCAGACUAGCGGGGAGCCAUCGAUGGGCCUACCCCAAUGGAUCGCUGCCAACCCGCAAGCCAGUAUUGCCAACACCGAUGUUGUUCUCUGGCAUACCUUCGGCAUCACUCACUUCCCCGCACCGGAAGAUUUCCCAGUGAUGCCUGCCGAACCAAUGACGCUGCUCUUGAGACCUAGGAACUUUUUCAUCAGAAACCCUUGCUUAGAUGUUCCUCCGAGCUACUGUAGCGUUCCGAGUGGUGUCAAGCAAGGGGGUACUUUGGUGGACAAGAUUAGUCAUCUGGCAUUUGGAGAUAACAAGACCAUCACUGUAUCCCCGCCACCGACAAUGCCCCGCGCCCUCCCGCCAAUCGAGGGGAAUAAAGGCCCAAAUAUCUCGCCCUCCGUCGUAGAAAGCGUCGCGGGCUUCAGCGCCGGAGUUGUCUCCUGCUUGACUGUCCAUCCGCUAGACUUGCUUAAAAAUCGCCUUCAGCUGAAUACCCAGACUACAUCGAGGCCGGGCGAUUCCUUUCGUAUAUUCCGCCAUGUCGUCCGCGACGAAGGCGGCUUCCGAGCGCUGUAUAGAGGCCUGUGGCCAAACAUGCUAGGGAAUUCGCUAGGAUGGGGUCUAUACUUCUUGUUUUAUGGGAAGCUGAAGGAUCUGAUGCAAGCACGGCGGGGACAUGGGGAGUACCUCUCCUCGGCCGAAUUUUUCUCAGCCUCCAUUAUCGCAGGUUUGCUGACUGGCGCGUGCACAAACCCGAUCUGGGUUGUUAAAACCCGCAUGCUCGAGCGGGGUGCAAACCACCCGGAAGCAUAUAAAACCAUGUGGAUUGGAAUGAAGCACGUCUACGCAACUCGCGGCAUCAAAGGACUUUGGGCGGGCUUCAUCCCAUCUACGCUUGGCGUCGCCCAUGGCGCAGUCCAGUUCGCGAUAUACGAGAAGAUGAAGCAUCGCCGGGGCGAGGCGAUUGGAGGGCAGCAUAAACUGUCUAAUUGGGACUAUAUUUAUAUGAGUGGAGGUUCAAAGCUACUGGCCGGAAUUAUCACAUAUCCUUACCAACCGAUAAGAGCUCGGAUGCAGCAGUAUAAUGCUGCGAAUGCCUAUUCCGGUCUUAUAGACGUUUUGAGUAAGACAUACAGAAACGAAGGGUUUCUCGCAUUUUAUAAGGGAGUUAUACCAAACACAGUGCGAGUCGUCCCAACCACGAUUGUCACAUUUGUUGUUUAUGAGAACACGAAGAAAUACCUGCCCCAAUUUUUUGAUGAUGAAGAGAUGGCUCAUGAGGAGGAUUGA